CUUGCGUGAUUGACGUUUUUAGCAUGAUCCUUACUAGCAAAUAGCGUGGAAAUAUGUACAGACAAAGAUUGCUGUGAGAAUAUUAAAAAAUCACAAUGGAUGAGCAGUUAAUGACAUCAUCAGACUUCCCAACAGAGUUGCUCCCUGUAGUGAACAGCCUGUACAAGCGUCAACUUCUUUGUGACAUCACGCUUGUAAUUGGUGGCUAUGUGGAAUUCCAUCUGCACAAAGUAAUGCUAGUCAGUGGGUCUGGUUAUUUCAAAACACUUCUUGAUCAAGGCAUGCUCUUCGUCAACAGAUAUGAUUUGCCAGGCCUCAACCCAACCCAUGUUAACCAGCUCUUGGAUUUCCUCUACACUGGCUCAAUGAUGCUUAACAAGUCUAAUGUAUGGGGAGUGAAGAACACAGCUGAACAACUGGACAUUCAGGCUGCUAAGAAGCUAUGUGAGGAGUAUGUUCGUAAGACAACUGAAGGCCCUGUCUUCCCACAACAAGCUGUCCUGACUGAGAGUGCUGCUGUUAGUGAUGUAGAGCAGAGAAAGUCUUCAAUAGCCAAGAUAAUAGAGAUGUCAGUUGCCUCUACACAGACCACCCAAGAAUAUCCUUCCAUCCCUUUUAGUGGGCAGCCCCAACCAUCAAGUCCCCAAUCCUCACACCCCCCAAGAAGUGACCUUACCCCGAAAUCAAAAAUUGCCAUCAAGCAAGAGGUGUUCAGUGAGGCAGAACCAGAUAUGAAUGAUACUUACAAUGAGCAGGAUCACUUUAGUGACAAUGAUUGGAUGCCCCUUUCUGAUUUGACCCCUGUCGAGCCAGUCAAAUCCAAACGGAAGCGUGGUCGUCCAAGGAAGGUUGACCAACAAGCAGAAUUUGAAAUGGUGUCUCAUUAUACAGGGAAGAAAUCAAAAGGUUCAUCAAAAGCUAAGCCAAAGCUGAAAACCCUCAAAAUCAAGAUAAAGAAAUUAGAUGAGAAUAUAAAGCCUAAAUAUAAACAAUGGGACAAACUCCCGCAAAUUCAGUUUCUAAAACCUAAACCCCUUCCUCGACCAUUCAUGUGUAGCUACUGCGAUAAAGGGUUCCCACACGCUGCCACAGUGAAACUUCACAUCCAGCAAGAACACAAGUUUGUCUACAGGCAGAGUGUCAGGUGUAGGUUGUUAUUAGCCAGGGCUCUGAGACAGACGCAAGUAGCUCUUGCAGUCAGUGAAGGCCCACCACCAAAGUGCAAUAUCUGCCUUGGUGCAUUCGCAUACCACACGUCCCUCAAACAACAUUGUACUAAGGUGCACAGACGCCUUGUGAAAUGUACAAAAUGUCCCAAACUCCCAACCUUUAUGAGCUUCUUUCACCUGAAAGUACAUGAGCAUUUAAAGCACAAGGAGAUUCCGAAGAAAUCUAGAACGAGGAGAGAACGGGGGAGGAAGAGGAGUAAACCCCACUACUACAAAUGUUACUUUUGUCCACAUAGAACCCUAAAUGAAAAAGUCCUGGCAGUACACAUUUCACAAAGACACUCUGAAAUUAUGCUAAAACCAUUCCCAUGUAAAUAUUGCAAAAAGUCAUUCAGUGACAAGAAAUAUAUGAAGGAUCAUAUGAAAGGUAUACAUUACGUUCCAGAUAAUUUGGCUGAUAAAUGGUCAGAAAAGGUAAACCAACAUUUCAAGACACCUUUUGUGUGUACAGAGUGCCAUGAAUUGUUCACAAAACGAACAAAGUUGCGUUCUCACUUAGCAGCGAAUCAUGGAAUUGCCCAGAUCCCUGCUUAUGAUGGAACAGAAAAACCAUAUAAAUGCAACGAUUGCCCCAAAACAUUCCUCAAGAGACAGCAUUUAGGGGUACAUCGUAGGGAAAUUCAUGGCGUGGACUUUAACGGGAUAUCAGGAGGACAGAAAUGUGAAGAAGCUGGCUGUGUAUUUGAAUGCAUCGGGAAAACAAACCUCAAGGAACAUUAUAAAGACUGUCAUCCAGAUGUGAUGCACAGCUGCCAGAGGUGUCCUUACACCAGCUGUUUAGAGUCCCAAGUAACGAAUCACAUGACACGUAAACAUCAGAUUCGAAUGAAGGCCUACUCCUGUACAAUGUGCAACAAGACAUUCUCCAGUAAAUACCAUGUUAAACACCAUGAGUUCUCCUUACAUGGUAUAGAAUCGGAAGAUUUACAGGUAUUUGAGUGUCCUGAACCUGGUUGCAACUAUAAGACUCCCCAGAAGUAUACAUUGAAGAAGCAUGCUCAGAAACACAUGCCUGGAAAAAUGUUCACUUGCUUAGAGUGUGGAAAAAAAUUAAAGACAGAACUAUAUCUCGAGAAGCAUAUGAACAAAAUCCAUCGUGGCAUUCGCCCAUAUAUGUGUGACCAAUGUGGGGCAUCCUAUGGGGAGGAAGCUGAACUGAAGACUCACAUGGCACGUCAUGGGGCCAAAACACAUGUCUGCUCACAUUGUGGCUAUGCUACAGCAGACAAGGGAAACUACCAGAGUCACAUGUUUGCUCUUCACCAUAUUGUUUUGAGUCAAACUAUGAUUAUUUUCGAGUGUGAGAUUUGCGGAUUUGCGUGUGAACGCCGACAGAGGUUUGAGGACCACCAAAGGUCUCACAGAGGCAUCAAAGAGUACAGCUGUGAUAUCUGUGGACAAAUGUUCAUAUCAAUACGUACCCUUCGAAAGCAUAAAAAAUGGAAACAUACCCCAAAAAACCUGACUUGUGACUUUUGCAAUUAUGUGACCAAUGAUACUACCCAUUUGAAAGACCAUGUCAAAAUCAUGCACACUCAUAGAAAUCACAAACCAUAUAAGUGUUUUUAUUGUAAUUUUGUAUGUGCAACAUCUGGGAAUUGUCGCAAACAUUGCAUGAAUCGCCACAAAAAUGAAGAGGUUAGGUGGAUCAAAAUCACAGACAAAACUCAAGAAAGUCUUGAAAGUAGUAUUGUUAUUAAGCCAAGUGGAUCAUUCUCGGGUGGAAGGUCAUCAAUAUUCCCUAUUGGGGAAGAAGACAAUGAAGUUAAAUCAAUGGUUAAGGGCAAUGAUAUUCAAAAGAAUCAAGAAAAUAUGACGAUGGCUAUUGACAGUAUUGGUUUAAAAGUUGGUGAUUCAUUCUCGGCCGAGAAACCAUCAGUUAUAACUCAUGAUGAUGAUCCUUCACUUGCGAGCACCAAUAGAAUCCCAUCACCUCCAUUGCAAGCCCCUGGCAUGUCGGGCUCAAACUGGCACUAUAUGCAAAGGCCCCAUUCUUGGCAUAAAACAUGAUUGACUUAUGUGUUAAUAAAUUAGGAGUCGCAUAUUACCAUUCUUCCUUGUUUUGAUUCAUGUCAUGUUUUAAUAGUUGUGUAUAAAACGAAAGAAUACUAAUAAUAAUAGUAUACAUUUAAACUAAGAUGUGUUCGUCUGUUCAUUGAGAGUGCAUGGUUUUAACGAUAUACUGUAAAAUCUGUAAAUCAUAGCUCUGGUGGUAAAACCCCUGUAAUCUGUUUAUUUCAUUCAGUGGUUAUGUUUGUAAGCCCACUGUCGACAGCACAGGUGUAUUUCAAAACACCAACAUCAUUGAGAUUUUUAAAGUUUGUGUUAUACAGAUUUUGCUGUAAAAUAUUUCCUGUUGGAUGUAAUAUACGUAAUAAAUAAAGCAACAAUGAGGACUGUAUUUGAGGUAUGAUAGGAAACAGGUCACUGAACAUGAUAACUAAGACAUAAACUGCAAUAAAAGGGAAGUGGUACUUAUGUUCAAAUGCUAUGAGAUUAAAUUGUU
Messenger RNA from Owenia fusiformis, 3735 nucleotides. The record is from the annotation of a GenBank genome assembly. Lineage: Eukaryota; Metazoa; Annelida; Polychaeta; Sabellida; Oweniidae.